UGUAUAUUUAUCAUCUCUAACCUUAACCCUUCGAAUCGGCGCUAUCGCGCGUCGCGGCGCAAUAAAACUUGGAAAAUUUGUUGUAUAAACCUCAACUAAACAGUUCUAACAACAAGUGUGCCAAAAUCUAAACGAAAAAAGUUAAAGAAAAAUAGAACAAUUGAUUGCAAAAACCCCAAUAGGAGAAGAAGUGCUCCCCGUUUUUCCCCAUCCCGUCUGCCGUGGCUGCUGUUGUUUUUGGUUUUCUUUUAUUUUUGGAAGUUUGUGCAGCAGCAGCUCUGAAUGUCUUUAUGCUUUAAUCAUGGUGUAUUUUGCCACCAACAACAACAACACCAACACAAUACGCUGCUAUAUUAAAAUCUUUCUGAUUACGAACCAUGACAGAAGGACAUGAAAGCGAAUUCUUAGUUACAGUACGCGCACAGGUAAUGACCAGAGACGAGAGUACCGAGGGCUGGCUACCGCUGGCCGGGGGUGGUCUGGCCAAUGUGUCCAUACGGAAACGGGCUAGACUAUCCCCACUGGCAUCGGGUCAUGACUACAUCAUCUAUGGGCAGAGGAUCUCCGAUCAAAGUGUCAUCUUGAGCUGUAUCAUCAAUCGUGAUCUAAAGUAUUACAAAGUAAUGCCAACAUUUCAUCAUUGGCGCGCCGGCAAGCAGCGCAACGGCCUUACAUUUCAAACGGCCGCCGAUGCGCGAGCCUUCGAUAAGGGUGUGCUGCGCGCCUAUAAUGAACUAAUUGAUGGACUGGCCAAAUCGAAUCCCACUAUUAUAUGCCCACCAUUGACCAAAUAUGAUUCGGUUGGUGAAGAUGAUGUAUUCAUGACCCUGGAUUUACCUGUGGAGAGCGAGAGUUUACAAAAGAUACAUUCAAGCCCCGAGGGCAGCGAGAAAAGUCACAAGAGCAAGGACAGCUACAGCAACAAUUCCGAUUCGGAGAAGCUGCCAGCGGCACCAAUCCACUACAUAUCCACGGACAAGACAUCAACCACAACCACGACCCAGGAUGGACCACCGUCGUCUGCUGCACCGGCACCGGGCGCCGCCCAGAUUGCGGCCAGCGAGAAUUACUCGUAUGUGACGCUGACAGCGGUCCACCACGACUACAACUAUCCAGUGGUGGACCAGCCAGUGGGGGCACAGGUGCUCAAUGCACGCCGCGAGUCGAUCAGUGCACUGAAAAAGCGCAACGCGUUGGAGGCGGCCCAGGCAAUGGCGGCAGCCCAAACUGUAGGCACAGGCGGUGGCGGGAAGUCGCUGCAGAAGCAAAACGUAUCGGAAAUACUCAAGAAGGAGACGCGCUUGCGGUGUCGCUACUGUCACGAGCUGUACAGCGAAGAGUUCAAUCGGCGCGGGGCCUGCGAAUAUGCCCCGGACACCUUUCGCGCCGGCUACGAGUGCAUCUCGGGCAUGGGCUGUGCCAGGUGCAUGAUCUAUCACUGCAUGAGCGAUGCCGAGGGCGAGACGGCCCAGCAUCCGUGCGAAUGCAGCGCCACCGAGGCCGGUUGCACCAAGCGCUGGCUGGGCCUGGCGGUGCUCUCUCUGUUCGUGCCCUGCCUCUGGUGUUAUCCGCCGCUGCGAGCCUGCCACUGGAUGGGUAUCCAGUGCGGUCUCUGCGGCGCCCAGCACAAACCGCAUGUCUGACACUUGGAGGCCAGAUUGCAGGGACAGUACGAUGACGACCCCAGGCCCAGAAGCGAACUCCAGCACAAAAACCAGCAGCCGAACCACGCAAACCAAAGCAAAAACCAGCUAAACAACCAGCAGCACCACCACCGCUGUCAGACAGACGAGCAGACCAGAGACACCAAAAGUCAGACGCUGUGGCGCCCCAGGCCGCGCCAGUCCCAGCCCCAGGCGCACUCUCAAUCGCAGCGCCACUUUUACAACUGGGAACUGUCGCACAGCCUGGGUGCCCCACAGCAGGAGCAGCAGCCGGCGUACCUGAUGCAGCCGCGUACCAGCAAGGCGGCCCAAAACGACUACGGCCGCCUGCUGUUCUAAAUGAGAAGUAUCGCUUUUUGUGCGAUUUUGGGAGUUGCGAAUCUGGCGAAUCCCUGUAUACACUGUACUCCAUUUGAUUUGCCAUAAUUUAUUGUACAUACAAUAGCAAGCGAAUUGACGCAUGUAUUUUAUAUAUUAUAUAUAUUUUGUAAUUGUAAUUGUAAUUUAUUAUUAGUGCGCUCUCGCUUAAUUAUACUUUUGUAAAAACGGGCUAUUCUUUUUAAUUUACUUUAAUCGUAAUUGUAUCAUUUAUAUCGUAUACCGUAUCCGUAUCGAAUCGUGUUUUUUUCUACCAUACAAUACCUUAAGUUUUUUCAUUUUAGUUUUAGUUGAUUAGGGAUUACAGGAACUCACAUUUGUGCACAAUUCGAGAACUUGGAGAACAGUAUUAACGCCGAGGCAGCGGCAAAAACAAGGACUUACAAAUAUUUUGAUUGGUGAAUGAGACUUUCACAAUGUCCAUCGCUCAAAUCGCACGAUAAGCAUGAAAAAUUCAACCUGAUGCGUCUUACACGACACGACACAUUAACAUAACCCGUUCUUAAACCCUUUCCACCAUCUAAGCGGGAGUUACAAAUUGUUUUUGACUCUGUGAAAAGACCCAACGCUCAAUGCUCAACCCUCGUGUCCCCUGGCUGCUCGACUAAAUGUUCACUUAAACAAGCCUUAAGUUGUAUAAAAAAGCAUUAACCCAAUUGUUUGCCUUCGAAAAAGAAUGAUUUUGACUCUUUCUAGGGCUCAUGAAGAUUCAAAAUAUUUCUUUUGCUAAAAAACAAAAAAUAUGAUUUCCAAAAGUUUAUGUUGAAAACAAAAAACAGAAUAAAACAAACCCAAAUCAAUGAAAAAUGAGUAUGGGAACACGAGAACCGCAGCAUUGAACUAUGUGAAAUCUUUUGAAAUCUAAUAUUAAUAGUUGUAGAACGAAAAACAAUUUGUAAUUUUGAAGGAAACGCUGAGCGCUUUUGUGCCGUUUAUAAAAUGGCCAAAAGCAAAGGCAUUUUGUGGAAAGGCUGGACGAACGGACGCACACUAACAUAACAACAUAAACGAUAAACAAUUGUAAGUGUUUUCAACAACAAAAACAACAAGAAUUGAGGAAACUCUUUAUGCAGCUAUAUAUGUAAAUGUAUAAUAUGAUAAGAAGAAAACUUAAUUUAUUUCUUACUAUAUAAAUAUUGUUGUACUAAGUCAGUGACGAAAAACAAAAGAGAACUUCAUACAAAAAACAAAAAACUAUUUGAAUGGAAAAACAAAACAAAACAAAAAACGCAUAUUUAUUCAAAAAAAAUAAGCAAAGGUUGUGCAAAAAAUCACAUUAAAGAAAAGCAACAGAAUAUUAUAUUAAAACAAAAACAAAGAAAUUAAUCUAUAAAUGGAAAAUUGUAAGUAUGUAUGUAUGUAUCCAUGUAUGUACAACAUUUAAAACGUUUACGAAACCUAUGUGUGAAAACUUUGAAAAAUUUAAAAUAUUUACGCAACUUGACGAAACGAAAGGAAAACUAAAAAAACUAAUAACUUAAAGGAAAUAUACAAAACACAGAACAAGAAGUACAAACUGUUGAAUAUAUAUACUUUACGAUUACCUUACCUUGUGUA
This is a messenger RNA of Drosophila miranda, 3599 nucleotides long. It is a transcript of the gene Spred, whose product is annotated as sprouty-related, EVH1 domain-containing protein 2. The transcript is spliced from 6 exons. Gene Ontology annotation, biological process: negative regulation of MAPK cascade; multicellular organism development. The record is from RefSeq and is a predicted model, not a curated record. Gene Ontology annotation, cellular component: membrane. NCBI's taxonomy places the organism in Eukaryota, Metazoa, Arthropoda, Insecta, Diptera, Drosophilidae. Gene Ontology annotation, molecular function: protein kinase binding.